AUGGGUCGCGUAGCAUUGAUCACAGGCACAUCGAUGUACGAUAAAGUGGGCGUCGACAAGGAUGUAAUACGGGAACUCGCAGACAAGGCCAUAAGCAUUUCGACUCCGAAUACGAUGGCAGCUUCUGAAGGUACUGGGUUGGGGCACGAUUUCCAGACAACGCUCAUCCACACGUUGCAAAGUCGAUGGGACAGAAAACCCACGAUCUCGUUUGGACGACGUUCUCCCGCUCCCGGUGUUCCUCUCGUAUAA
Necator americanus (New World hookworm) is the source of this 252-nucleotide messenger RNA. RefSeq lists its product as uncharacterized. Bases 1 to 252 code for a protein of 83 amino acids. The transcript is spliced from 3 exons. NCBI's taxonomy places the organism in Eukaryota, Metazoa, Nematoda, Chromadorea, Rhabditida, Ancylostomatidae. The record is from RefSeq and is a predicted model, not a curated record.